Dreissena polymorpha is the source of this 814-nucleotide messenger RNA. RefSeq lists its product as uncharacterized. The record is from RefSeq and is a predicted model, not a curated record. The coding region runs from base 74 to 763 and encodes 229 amino acids. NCBI's taxonomy places the organism in Eukaryota, Metazoa, Mollusca, Bivalvia, Myida, Dreissenidae. The transcript has 4 exons.
GAGAAUUUAAGAAAGUGUUUGUACUGGUUCAUUAAAGUGCUCGACUGUACGAAUAUGUUCACUUGUAAAGAAAAUGUUUAUAAGUCUGGUAAUUCUCGGAACAUUUUGGACUGAAUCGUUUGGCCUUCUGCUGGAUGGAAAUGGCCCCCGGCCGUCAUCCCAGAAUCAGCAAACCGUUGGCGCGCUCGAGGAGACCGGAUGGAGAAUGAUAUUCAGAGCCACUUCCGGCAAUGGCGCAGACGUCUAUCAGGCGUGGACGAAUGGUGUUAACAUCACAACCCAGAAGCCGACAACGAUGGAUCGCUCCUACGACCCCCACUUCCGGGACAGGGACGUAGAACGCUGGGACCAGCAGAACAUCCGGUACGUGAAGUUCUCGCUUUUCAAGCAGUCCGAGGAGGUGGGAUACGUCGUCUUUGACGGAACCGGAAGUACGUACAUGUCAUGGUUCGACAGGUCGCGCGUGGAGGCGUCCAGUUGGUCCGAUCUGACGUCAGCCAACACCUACAAUUUCUUCUCUAUUCAAGGUCACAUCGACGGCCAGAAUCUCGAGCGGACGUUCUUCAUCAACCAGGUUUACAACGGAUGUGACGCUGACGUCGGUAACGUGGUUGUAGUGGAGCAUGACGGGGGCUGCAAUUGGGACCAUCAGCCGCGCUACCCACAAUUCCUCUACUCCGACAUGAACGCCGCCGACAACUGGAACCGGCGGAUGUUUGGACGUGCCGACUAUCUCGCCAUCUUUAUAUAUGCUAAGCACUGAGUUUGUUAAGCAUUUGCUUAAACAAAAUAUUGAAUAAAACGGAUCCAACCA